Eutrema salsugineum is the source of this 1039-nucleotide messenger RNA. RefSeq names its product protein transport protein sft2. NCBI's taxonomy places the organism in Eukaryota, Viridiplantae, Streptophyta, Magnoliopsida, Brassicales, Brassicaceae. Bases 173 to 874 code for a protein of 233 amino acids. Gene Ontology annotation, cellular component: membrane. The record is from RefSeq and is a predicted model, not a curated record. Gene Ontology annotation, biological process: vesicle-mediated transport. The transcript has 4 exons.
CAAACUCAUACCGAUCAACGUUACAUCAUCGGUUCUCUUCUUCUUCCUGAAAAUUUCUUCAGCUGCGGCGUUUACCGAAACCUUAACGUCCACGAAAAAACUCCGAUCGCCGGCGUUCUGGUCUUUCCCAGUUUGCUUCCAUUAAAAAAUAUUGAAGCAAGUUAAAUAGGAAAUGGAGAAAAUGGCACAAGGAUGGUUUUCGAUGAGCGGGAGUAGCAGCGGAGAUCAGCAGCAGGACAAGCAGCAAGCAGGCUCGUCUUUGCUCGCGGAUUGGAAUUCUUACGCAGCAUCGAGAGAUGUCGAGGAAGGUGGCGGAAGCGGAAGCUUCGGGUUCGAUAUCGAAUCUGCCGUUAGAUCUGCCAACGACACUGUUUCAGGCACCUUCAGUGUGGUUUCAAAGGGCGUUAGAGAUAUUCCGGGGAACCUGCAAUCAGCAACCAGCAAUAUGCCUUCAGGGAAAGCGCUGAUGUAUUUCGGUUUACUUCUCGCAAGUGGUGUUUUCUUCAUCUUCAUUGCCUUCACAAUGUUUCUCCCAGUCAUGGUGCUUAUGCCACAGAAAUUUGCCAUUUGUUUCACCCUUGGAUGUGGAUUUAUCAUCGGAUCAUUCUUUGCACUUCGUGGCCCACAAAACCAGCUCGCACACAUGUCAUCCAUGGAGAGGCUUCCUUUAACCCUAGGUUUCAUUGCCACCAUGGUUGGUACCAUAUACGUAUCGAUGGUUCUCCACAGCUACAUUCUCUCGGUGCUCUUCUCUGUGUUACAGGUUCUUGCGUUGGUUUACUACUGUAUAUCCUACUUCCCUGGUGGAUCAUCUGGCAUGAAGUUCCUCAGUUCUGCUCUUACCUCAUCUGUGCUAAGAGUUUUCGGGAGAUGAUCGUUCCCGCCCAAUCUGGGAGAAAGAGCAAAACCUUAAUUCCGUGGUGUGUAAAGAAAGAUGUCAGAGCCUUUUUCGUUUUCUCUUUAACAUAUAGAUUUGAUGAAAAUGUUCGAAAAGACAAAUGAUCUUGAAAGAGAUGUUCAAUGAAGAACCCAAAGUGAU